UAUUUUUAUUUUUACUAUCUGCACUUUUAACAUGCUUAAUAAACCUAACGUUUUGAAAUUUAUGUAUCAGAAGCUAAAUUAUACAAAGGAAAUAUGUAGCCUUUGACAAGGCAACAGAACAGAUUACAGAUCUCUUAAAAUAGAAUAUGUCUCAUGGCAGACAAGAAAUUACAGAAAUAUUAAAUGUCUUAUAAAAAAUAUAGCUAUGACAGAAGGUUCCACUAUUAUUUCUUCAGACAAGAUUACGAACACGUUAGAGAUGUUCAUAUACCAACAGGACCAGAAUGGUCAAGUAAAAACAGAGACAGAUGAAGUGUUUCAUAAUGGUCAAGUAAAAACAGAGACAGAUGAAGUGUUUCAUAAUGGUCAAGUAAAAACAGAGAAAGAUGAAGUGUGUUGUAGUGGAAAUGUAAAGGGAUCAAUUAGUAUAUCUUCUGACCAGAUUGCAGACAGGUUAGAGACGUACAACAGUAGAGACGGAAGUACAGAAACAGUUAUUUCUCUUGAUUCUAGUUCUCAUACAGGUAAUUCAGGCAGUUUGCACAAUCAGACUAUACCAAAUUCCAGUGAAAAACCUUUUGAAUGUGGGGUCUGUGGUAAAGGGUAUAUUAGUAGUUAUUACUUGACUGGACACAUGCUUAAACAUACAGGUGAUAGACCCUUUCCAUGUGAGGUGUGUGGUAAAGGGUUUCGUAUGAGUAGAGACUUAAAGAGACACAAGGUAAUACACACGGGUGAAAAACCGUAUAAGUGUGAUAUAUGUGGUAAAGGGUUUAGUGAUAAAGGAUAUGUAUUUCAUCAUAGGAGAUCAGUUCAUGGUGGAAUCACCUAUAAAUGUGAUAUGUGUAGUCAAGAGCUGUGUAGUAAAUCUAGCCUACAACGUCACUUAUUAACACAUACAAGUGAUAAACCUCACGAGUGUGAUGUGUGUGGUACAUGUUUCAGUCAGAAACUGGGAUUACAGAGACACAUGCGAGUUCACGUUGGUGAUAAAAUUCAUAAGUGUAAUGUCUGUGGGAAACGCUUUAGUUAUGGCCAGGGUUUGAGAAGACACACGAAGAUACACACUGGCGAAAAACCCUUUUCCUGUGAUGUAUGUGGAAAAGGAUUUAUUCAAGCUAUUCAAUUACAAAAUCACAAGAGAAAAAACGCAGCCGAAAUCGUUGAUGAUAAAAUUCACAAGUGUAAUGUCUGUGGGAAACGCUUUAGUUAUGGCCAGGGUUUGAGAAGACAUCUGAAGAUUCACACUGGCGAAAAACCCUUUUCCUGUGAUCUAUGUGGAAAAGGAUUUAUUCAAGCUAUUCAAUUACAAAAUCACAAGAGAAAGCACGCAGUCAAAAUCGUUGAUGAUAAAAUUCACAAGUGUAAUGUCUGUGGGAAACGCUUUAGUUAUGCCCAGGGUUUGAGAAUACACAUGAAGAUACACACUGGCGAAAAACCCUUUUCCUGUGAUGUAUGUGGAAAAGGAUUUAUUCAAGCUAUUCAAUUACAAAAUCACAAGAGAAAGCACGCAGCCAAAAUCGUUGAUGAUAAAAUUUACAAGUGUAAUGUUUGCGGGAAACAUUUUAGUUAUGCCCCGGGUUUGAGAAGACACAUGAAGAUACACACUGGCGAAAAACCCUUUUCCUGUGAUGUAUGUGGUAAAGGAUUUAUUCAAGCUAUUCAACUAAAAAAUCACAAGAAAAAGCACCAAGAAGAUAACAGUAAUGAACAAAUUUCUGUAAUGACUGUGGAAAAAAGUUAAUUCUACGUUUUAUCUUAUAAAUUCACAAAUUGGAACAUACCUUGAAGAUUUUCCUCACUGUAUUGUUGUUGUAAAGGGUUUAUGUAUCUAAUAAACAUUUAAAAGCACACAAGGGUAAUAAACUAAUACACCAUUUA
Messenger RNA from Mytilus trossulus (common blue mussel), 1881 nucleotides. Its product is annotated as zinc finger protein 235-like. NCBI's taxonomy places the organism in Eukaryota, Metazoa, Mollusca, Bivalvia, Mytilida, Mytilidae. The record is from RefSeq and is a predicted model, not a curated record. The coding region runs from base 206 to 1744 and encodes 512 amino acids. Gene Ontology annotation, molecular function: DNA-binding transcription factor activity; RNA polymerase II cis-regulatory region sequence-specific DNA binding. Gene Ontology annotation, biological process: regulation of transcription by RNA polymerase II. The transcript is spliced from 2 exons.